AUGCUGUUGGGUCAACUACAAAACGGAGCGUCGAAUGACGUGGUUGUGUCGGGAAGAUUCAAGCUCAAGGGUUCUGCCACCUGGUGGGGCAACAAUUCGAUUGCUGAGGCCUCGGCCAUGCAGCCUCAGAAGAAGCAGUGUUUGGUGGUGGGUGGUGAUGGAGUGGGUUUCAAGCGCCCUGACAAUGGUUCUACCAGGUCAGUCUCUCCCGCAGCCGGCAGUCAAGCGUCUGCUCCACUAUCCUCCUGGGCACAGCUAGCUCCAAUCCCUGCCGUUGGAUCUACCGUACGCAUCGCCGGCUCUGCUGCUGUGAGCCAUCCACCUGCUGCUGCGACUGAAGGGGCAAGAGUGUUGGAUCCAUUGUCGGCAUUGUCAGUGGCUUCACAAGGGGCAGCCCAGGCAGCAGAUCUUGCACAGCCAACCCAGAAGGACCAAGUGGAUGGCAGUGGGCUGGGCUUGGAGCGCCCGCCUAUUCAACGCUGGAGCGCUGCAGAGAAGCUUAGAAGACACCGAAUCAGUGCCGGAUUCAAGCGGCUUGAAAAGGUUCUGCCUCCCUCGUGGAUGCGCCAGAAACAUAAGUCAAACCUGUCAUCCCGAACAGACAUGGCGACGAUGUUAGCUUCUGCUGUGGACUUCAUUAGGGAGGUGGAGGACCGUAAGGCCCAGCUUGCACAAGCUUACACUCAGCAAGUACGAUCAUGA
Molecule: messenger RNA, 702 nt
Organism: Closterium sp. NIES-65
Lineage: Eukaryota; Viridiplantae; Streptophyta; Zygnematophyceae; Desmidiales; Closteriaceae
Source: the annotation of a GenBank genome assembly